GAGAGCGAGCGAGAGAGAGAGAGGGAGAGAUUAACAGGGAGUGUGAGGCAGGCGCAGUAGCAGACUCCCAUAUCCGCCAGACUGAGACAGACGGUGCCAGCUGCUAGCUAAGUUAGCUAUAGUAGACAGUUAGCAACUAGCUUCAGAGUCCUUGCGCCUUUACUACAUAUGAGGGACUGAGCAAGUGUGUGUGUGUGAGACAGCGUGUCGACGCUUUGAGCGCCCGCUCGGCCGUCCCGAAGUCACUUCGUGUGUUUUCGUAUAGCUGUCUGCGUGUGUGUGCGCGCGCGCGCGCGCGAGUGUGUGUAGGCUAUACAAACUCCCCUAUCUCCUUCCUCCGCCGAGCAGCAGUGUGUCUGAAAUUGUGUGUGUGUGAGGUUAGCAAGCAAAGAAGCAAAAGCACACACAUAAGCACACUCUGAUAGUCGACUGUUUACACUCGGUGUCCGGUUAACGUACUUGAUAGCGGAUUCACAACGUUUACUGACACCGACACAGCACCAGCAUGAUGUUGAGGUACACUGUAGUCCGAGGCGGCCUUGGCCUGUUGGCUGUGAGGAGGGCGUGCCUUCUCUCCCGCUUCACCCACUCUGCCCCGAAGAGCGAGUAUCGACCAAUCAAGAAAGUCAUGGUGGCCAAUAGAGGCGAGAUCGCUAUCCGUGUGUUCAGAGCCUGCACUGAACUGGGGAUUCGAACCGUGGCCGUCUACUCUGAGCAAGACACUGGACAAAUGCACAGGCAGAAGGCUGACGAGGCUUACCUGAUUGGAAAAGGCCUGCCACCUGUUGCGGCAUACCUGCACAUUCCUGAUAUCAUAAAAGUAGCCAAGGACAACAAUGUGGAUGCUAUCCACCCAGGCUACGGGUUCCUCUCUGAGCGGGCAGACUUUGCCCAGGCCUGCGCUGAUGCAGGGGUGCUGUUUGUAGGACCAAGCCCAGAAACUGUCCGCAAGAUGGGAGACAAGGUGGAGGCUCGUUCCCUGGCCAUCUCUGCAGGUGUACCUGUGGUCCCAGGAACAAAUUCUCCCAUCGCCAGCAUGCAGGAGGCGCAGGUGUUCGCCCAAACAUACGGCUUCCCCAUCAUCUUCAAAGCAGCCUACGGAGGAGGUGGUCGCGGCAUGAGGGUGGUCAGAGAGUACGAGGAACUUGAGGAGAAUUACCAGCGGGCCUACUCUGAAGCCCUGACAGCUUUUGGGAACGGAGCCCUGUUUGUUGAGAAGUUUAUUGAAAAGCCAAGACACAUUGAAGUACAGAUCCUUGGCGAUAAAUAUGGUAAUGUCAUCCACCUCUAUGAGAGAGACUGCUCCAUUCAGCGGAGACACCAAAAGGUUGUGGAGAUUGCACCGGCUUUCCAACUGGACACACAUCUGAGAGACCGACUUCACGCUGAUUCUGUCAACCUCGCAAAACAGGUGGGCUACGAGAAUGCAGGGACCGUGGAGUUCCUGGUGGACAAACACGGCAAACACUACUUCAUUGAAGUCAACUCUCGACUCCAAGUUGAACACACGGUCACUGAAGAAAUUACUGAUGUGGACCUGGUGCAUGCCCAGCUCCAUGUGUGUGAGGGCCGCAGCCUGCCAGAACUGAGCCUCAAACAAGACAAGAUCAGGGUAAACGGCUGUGCGAUCCAGUGCAGAGUGACGACCGAAGACCCAGCCAGAGGCUUCCAACCAGACACGGGAAGGAUUGAGGUCUUCCGAAGCGGUGAAGGCAUGGGCAUCCGUCUGGAUAGUGCCUCUGCCUUCCAGGGUGCCAUCAUUUCCCCCCACUAUGACUCCCUGCUGGUAAAAGUCAUCGCCAGCGGGAAGGACCUGCAGACAGCAGCUUCCAAGAUGAGCCGAGCCCUGGCCGAGUUCAGAGUGCGAGGGGUCAAGACCAACAUCCCGUUCCUCCAGAAUGUUCUGUCCAACCACCAGUUUCUCCACUCCACCGUGGACACCCAGUUUAUCGACGAGAACCAGGAACUCUUCAACCUCAAACCUACUCAGAACAGAGCCCAGAAACUACUGCACUAUCUGGGUCAUGUGAUGGUAAAUGGACCAACCACACCCAUUCCAGUCAAGGCUAAGCCUUCCUCCACAGACCCUGUCAUCCCUCCUGUCACCAUGGGCGACCCUCCAGUAGGUUUCCGUGACGUGUUGCUGCGCGAUGGUCCUGUGGGAUUCGCUAAGGCUGUCCGUGCCCACCAAGGUCUGUUGCUAAUGGAUACAACCUUCAGGGAUGCCCACCAGUCGCUCCUGGCAACUAGGGUCCGGACCCACGACCUGAAGAAGAUCUCACCGUUCGUCAGCCACAACUUCAACAACCUUUUCAGCCUGGAGAACUGGGGAGGUGCUACCUUUGAUGUGGCCAUGCGCUUCCUGUCAGAGUGUCCAUGGAAGAGACUCCAGGAGCUGAGAGCUUUGAUCCCAAACGUCCCGUUCCAGAUGCUGCUGAGAGGGGCCAACGCCGUGGGCUACACCAACUACCCUGACAAUGCUGUCUAUAAGUUCUGCGAGGUGGCCAAGGAGAAUGGCAUGGACAUCUUCCGCGUGUUCGAUUCCCUGAACUACCUGCCAAACAUGCUGCUGGGCAUGGAGGCUGCUGGAGCGGCAGGUGGCGUAGUGGAGGCUGCCAUCUCAUACACAGGCGACGUCUCUGACCCAAUGAGGCAGAAGUACUCCCUGGACUACUAUCUGAAACUGGCAGACGAGCUCGUCAAAGCCGGAACCCACAUCCUGUGUAUCAAGGAUAUGGCCGGCCUGCUGAAGCCAGAGGCCAGCAAGCUUCUGAUCGGCGCUCUGAGAGACAGUUUCCCAGAUAUACCCAUCCAUGUGCACACACAUGACACAGCUGGAGCCGGUGUAGCCGCCAUGCUGGCCUGUGCUGAGGCUGGAGCUGACGUAGUGGAUGUGGCUGUCGACUCUAUGGCCGGAAUGACCUCUCAGCCCAGCAUGGGAGCCAUGGUGGCCUGUGCCAAGGGGACCAAGCUUGACACCGGCAUUGCUCUGGAGAAGGUGUUUGACUACAGUGAAUAUUGGGAAGUAGCCAGAGGCCUGUAUGCUCCAUUUGACUGCACUGCCACCAUGAAAUCUGGCAACGCUGAUGUCUAUGAGAACGAGAUACCCGGAGGACAGUAUACCAACCUUCACUUCCAGGCUCACAGUAUGGGGCUGGGAAAUAAGUUCAAGGAGGUGAAGAAGGCCUAUACUGAAGCCAACAAACUACUAGGAGACCUCAUUAAGGUGACUCCAUCCUCUAAGAUCGUGGGUGACUUGGCCCAGUUCAUGGUGCAGAACAACCUGACCAGGGCAGAGGUGGAGGAGAGGGCAGAUGAGUUGUCCUUCCCCCUGUCUGUGGUCGAGUUCCUGCAGGGAUACAUCGGGAUACCACAUGGAGGAUUCCCCGAGCCAUUCAGAUCUAAGGUGCUGAAGUCCCUUUCCCGUAUUGAGGGUCGUCCUGGCGCCUCUCUGCCAGCUAUGGACUUCAAGGCCCUGGAGGAGGGGCUCCGAGCUGCACACGGUGAUGAAAUCACCCCUGAGGAUGUGAUGUCAGCAGCCAUGUACCCCAAGGUGUUCCAGGAGUUCAAGGAAUUUACUUCUAACUUUGGUCCGGUAGACUGUCUCAGCACCAGGCUGUUCCUGGAUGGACCCAAGAUCGCAGAGGAGUUUGAGGUGGAGCUGGAGAGAGGGAAGACCCUACACAUCAAGGCGCUGGCACUGGGUGACCUGAACAAGGCUGGCCAGAGAGAGGUCUUCUUUGAGCUGAACGGACAGCUGAGAUCUGUGCUGGUGAAAGACACUGUCGCCAUGAAGGAAAUGAAGUUCCAUCCCAAAGCUCAGAAGUCUAUCAAGGGUCAGGUGGGGGCACCCAUGCCUGGAAAAGUCCUGGAGGUCAAAGUGGAAGUCGGAUCCAAGGUGGAGAAGGGUCAGCCGCUGUGUGUCCUCUCGGCCAUGAAGAUGGAGACUGUGGUCAAUUCCCCGGUGGCCGGGACCGUUAAGGCAGUCCAUGUCACGACCGAUGCCUCCCUGGAGGGAGAUGACCUGAUACUGGAAAUCGAGGAGUAGAGGGCAGAGGGGGAGUAGUGAGUAGUAGUAGGCGGGAGUUACACAAUCUGAUUCUGGAAAUGGUGAGGUGGAGGAACAGGGGGGAUUUUCUUUUAAAGAUGACAACUCUCAUCUGUGGCAGUACUGCAGGACGUUUUGGCCCCCAAUUUGUACAUAUUCUGUUUGGUUACACAGGGGACACAAAAUGAGGCACAGCUCUACACAUAUCCAAACACCUGAUGGGUAGUAGAUGAUAUGACAAUCCUAAAUAAUAUAUUAAUUUGAUAGGAAAUCCUUACUGAAAUGUACUACUAAUCAAACUCAACUUAAUUUCCUAGGUGUGGUGAUUAGAUCAAACAACAGUAUCUCUCUUAAUGUCCUGUCAACUUGUGGAAAAUAACAUAUUUUAGAAUGAACUGUAAUACAUUCCACUACUUAAAUGCUAGUCUUAAAUGUGAUGUACUACAAAAUGAGCUAACUAUGUGUAACACUAACACAGUUGUGACAUCAACUUGCAAUUAAAUGCCACAAUUUCCAUUACUGUGCUGUUGACUAUUGCCUAAUAUAUUCAGAGUAGGUGAAACUUAAUAUUGAUGGCUACUUAAUGGUUCAGACAAAGAAGGAUAGACUUGAGGAUGUAUUACCAAAUAAUUUUUAGCAUGCUCACCUUUGCAAGACAUCAUCAGUCUCUGUCAGUAGUCCACAGUGCAUUCUCAGAAUGUGUGAUCAGUGGUAGCAUUUAGACUUUUUGUUCAUAGGUAAAAAACAUUUUAAAUGUUCUUUGGGAAAACACAGGGGCUGAAGGAAAGAAAUCACAAUGUUUUUUCCAACCUGUUUUAGAUAUGCGUGUGAUAAAAAUAUUUUCACAAGAGAAGCACAAUAAAGCAAGUAGCAUCAUUUUAGGUUGACGGGGACACAGAUGUACAUGCCAGAAACGUCCAAUGUUGCACCAAAGUGAAACAUGUAUUCUGUUACUGUAUCAGUAAUAGCAGAUGGUUUAUUUUUUGAAAGAUCUGUAGUGGUGUUGAAAAUGUUUCCCCAUUCCCACCUGUGUUUAAAAUCCCAAAGCAGAAGCACACUGUAGCGACAUUGUUGAAAUGAAGCUGUAGGCUAUGUUGGAAACACCCAAACAGGAUUACAGAUGGGAUUUUUACUAAGUACCUCUGUUAUAGUUGGUUUAAAUGCAGCUUUCUUAAUCCAAAGCCAGCUGUAUCAUUUUAGAGGUGUAAAGUCAGAGCCUUAAGGUGGCUUUUAGGCCUUUUUAGUGUCUCUGGUUUAAUAAUGUGAUGUUGAAAAAGUUGACAGAGGAGUGGUUCCAUCCUGUCUUUUCACAACUAGGCAGAGAUUACGGUGAAUGGUCUUCUGUCUGCAUGGGUAUUUUAAUGCUAGGUGUAAAUGGGAUUACAUGGUGGUGUAAUGGAGGCAUGUGGUGUUAUUUUCUGAGGCUCUGCUGAUUAAUUUAUGAAUUAAUUCUGUCAAAUGAUGUGAAAUUAGCCGGACUAAUAAGCGACUCUGGAGACUCCCAGUAGCAGCACUCUGCUUUAUAUUUCUAAUGCGUGUGUGUGUUUGCAUAAAUUAGUCUAAAUGUCUGUAUGUGCGUCUAAGCAAAUUUGAAGACAAAUUCAACCAGUCCCAAUAAUGUUGCACUUCCAGAGCUGAAAACACAUUCUGAAAGAAAUGAAAUAUUCAUACGCAUGCAUCAAUGCAAAAUAUUCAUGCUAACACUCCCAGCUGCCUGGAUCAGAAGAAAACAAAACCAAAUACACUGCACGGUGGUGUUGCUACAUCUCCAUAGUAACACUGUAACCAAAACAUUUAACAGCAAUGCAGCAAUGGCCCUACUCGGAUGACAUAGUUAAAUACUGAAUUAAACUCUCACAAGAUUCGACUUGGUUUUAACUGUCAGCUGCAGGCCUUUCAACUAUUUGAAAGUCUCGAAACUGAAAGUGAUCUAUGCCGAAUUGAAUGUUUAACGACCCUGACCAGUGGAAGUAGACAAGUGAACAAGCAGGACAAAAAUUAGAUCACAUAUCAAUUACAGUAGGAAAGUAGGUGUCACAAUCUUAUUGUAAACAGUGAAGCAUGCAGUGUUUGGGACAGCGAGCCAGAAAACACACUACAACAGCUUACUUUCCCAAAAUGUCUGUGCACCCUCGACAGAAGACAUCAAUCGGAACACAUAAUUGAAGUAUCAGUUUGUACUUGACUGGAUUGUUUCCAGCAUUUUUGCUCCAUUACCUCUGAGAAUGAGUCCCCUUUUGAACUAUGCAUCAAUACCGAGCAGCAAUGCCGUAGUUAAUUAGAACACUAAUAUGUCUCCUCACUCUCCCCAGCCCGCUGCCAUGCCUCACUGUACCUCCUGGCUUUAUCAAUCCAUAUCCGAAAUCUUUUCAAAGAUGAACUGGUGGGAUUGUAUGUAUGUGUUUUUGACAAGUUGUUGCACAAUAAUGUAAAAGUUACCUCCUCCUCUCCUUAUUAGCUUUCCUCGUUUAUCCGCUUUCCCUGCCUCAUGUAUCCAUCCAACCACCUCUUCAUCCCCAAACAGUGUAAAAUUGCACAUAUGGUGAUGGCAUUGACUCAUGCAGUAAACUGUAUCGCAGUGAUUCUAACAACCAUGCUUACGACAAUGUACUACUAUUCAGUGUCUAAAAAAGAAUAAAUUGGAGAAAAAGUACACACAGCUGAAAAAUAUUAUUUGUUUCAGAAAGGGGGACAUAAUGUUGACCUAUUCUUGAGCUCAUGCUAUGGAGAGGUGAACUGUCACAAAAUAGGAUGAAAAUAGGAUCUGUGACAUUUCUUUUUUCUUUCUAUUGCUGUGUUUUUAUGAAACCAACCAAACUGUUUAUUUACUCUCUCAGUUUAGCAGGCAUGACCACCUGCAGAUUCAAACUGUCUCACUAGUUGUCAAAUUUUCCUCCAUGUUCUUAUUUCUAAAUAAUCCUACUUUGAUAUCAUAAUUUUAAUUUACUGAUGUGGUUUACAUUUACUUGUUAAAAGAGCUAAGUAUUUUUAAGUCCUAGGAAAGACUAUGAGCUACAGCGCACAAAAAGGGAAACAAAUAGUAUCAAAUAAAAGCGAUAACUGUUAUGUGUACUUACCAAUAAAGUUAAAUAAAACUGAA
Messenger RNA from Siniperca chuatsi (mandarin fish), 7148 nucleotides. RefSeq names its product pyruvate carboxylase, mitochondrial-like. Gene Ontology annotation, biological process: pyruvate metabolic process; gluconeogenesis. Gene Ontology annotation, cellular component: cytoplasm. Bases 506 to 4048 code for a protein of 1180 amino acids. Gene Ontology annotation, molecular function: ATP binding; pyruvate carboxylase activity; metal ion binding. The record is from RefSeq and is a predicted model, not a curated record. The transcript is spliced from 27 exons. Lineage: Eukaryota; Metazoa; Chordata; Actinopteri; Centrarchiformes; Sinipercidae.